This is a messenger RNA of Ascochyta rabiei, 644 nucleotides long. RefSeq names its product translation elongation factor EF-1 alpha, variant 2. Gene Ontology annotation, biological process: translation; translational elongation. NCBI's taxonomy places the organism in Eukaryota, Fungi, Ascomycota, Dothideomycetes, Pleosporales, Didymellaceae. Gene Ontology annotation, molecular function: GTP binding; translation elongation factor activity; GTPase activity. The transcript is spliced from 4 exons. The coding region runs from base 1 to 309 and encodes 102 amino acids. The record is from RefSeq and is a predicted model, not a curated record.
AUGGGUAAGGAGAAGACUCACAUCAACGUCGUCGUCAUCGGCCACGUCGACUCCGGCAAGUCGACCACCACCGGCCACUUGAUCUACAAGUGCGGUGGUAUUGACAAGCGUACCAUCGAGAAGUUCGAGAAGGAAGCCGCCGAACUCGGCAAGGGUUCCUUCAAGUACGCAUGGGUUCUUGACAAACUCAAGGCCGAGCGUGAGCGUGGUAUCACCAUCGAUAUCGCUCUCUGGAAGUUCGAGACACCCAAGUAUAUGGUGACAGUCAGGUUUGUCUACCCUACCACUAUAUGUGCUUCACGAUGCUAACAAGUUGCAGUAUGUGUGCACCUUUUCUUCAUAUCGCUCGAGUUGUCUUUUCUUGUUGCUUGCUUGCUGUUGUUGGUACUCUCGCUCUUGCUGCUGCUACUCUCCUUGCAUCUCGUGCAGCCGCCGUUGCGAAUCGCACUCACUUCUGCGCGCCAUGCAAUGAAGCCUGCACCAGCAGCAAUGAUCUCAAGAGGCACAACGACAAGCAGACAUACAAGGAUACAGUAGCAACCACGCAAGCAAGCAACAUGAACAUUUCGCCUUUAAGCGAACUCUACCACUGACACUUUACUUAGUUGAUGCCCCCGGUCACCGUGAUUUCAUCAAGAACAUGA